AAAAAUUAAAGCAUGUGAAAUCAUGUAAUAAUGGUUUUUAUCUUGUCAAGAUGUUUGAUAAGCACUUAAUUGUGCUUAGGAAUAAGAUAGGAAUUGUUUAACAAGAAAAGCCACCAUCAUGUGGUCCCUAGCCCUGUGAAAUGCAUUUUCUCAGAGGCUACUGAGAAUAUAGCAAAGCCCAGAAUAAAUCACAAAAUAAAAAUACAAUAUUUUAAUACAGAAUUUUUUCUUUGUGUGCUGAGAUUCCCGACUACACUUAAUGUGCUAGAUUUCCAGGCUCUUCUGCUUGCUAAACUUUUUUUUCUCUUCAAGAUGGAGGUGGCCAGCAAGGAAUGCUAUUCAGCAGCAGCUGACCCGUGGAAUCCCCCCUCCCACAUACCUUCUGUCUUAAUAGCCAGCCCAUUUUCUCUAGUGACCCAUUAGUUAGGAAAUCUUUCAGCACACUAUGUAAAAUAAGCUUUGAGUAAAGAUGUACACAAGGUAAUAUCGCUUCUAUCUAGAGUUCCUUUAUAACUUCCUUCUGCCUUCACAUGCUUGCUACCUAUUCUUUAAGGCUUAAGCCAAAUGCCCUUCUCCCUUGAAACACUCCAAGUUCCCAUCAUCCUUUCCUCACUCUGCUAACUUGUAAGCCUAGUAGGAACUUCAAGUUUGGAAUCAGACAUUUCAUUUCAUUGUCUUGACAAGUAUCUGUUGAACCUGAGUCUUUGAAUCUCUCUUGCAUUUACAGCUCUCUCCUUGGGCAAGCAGUUCAAUAUUUGUAAAACAUUCUCUAAAUCUGGUAUUCACUUCCAAGCAUAUGAGGAUUAAAUGGAGCUUAGAGCAGUGCCAAGCACAUCUAAUGAGCUGAAGAGCUUAAUAAAAGAAAUGGAGCAAGAGCCACAAAAUGGAGAACCUGCUGAAAUUAAGAUGAUCAAGGAAGCGUACAAGAAGGCCUUUUUAUUUGUUAAUAAAGGACUGAAUACAGAUGAAUUAGGUCAGAAGGAAGAAGCAAAGAACUACUAUAAGCAAGGAAUAGGACACCUGCUCAGGGGAAUCAGCAUUUCAUCAACAGAGCCUGAACACGUAGGCCCUGGGUGGGAAUCUGCUAGACAGAUGCAGCAGAAAAUGAAAGAAACACUACAGAAUGUACGCACCAGGUUGGAAAUUCUAGAGAAAGGUCUUGCCACUUCUCUACGGAAUGAUCUUCAGGAGGUGCCCAAGUUAUAUCCAGAAUUUCCACCUAAAGAUACUCCUGAAACGUCACCAGAGCCUCAGCCCUUUAGUUCACCUCGUCCGCACAGUGAAGAAUAUGGAAGCACUCCAGCUACAAGUUCAGGCUUGGUUCCCACACCUAGUUCUUUAUCCUUACCAUCUCAAAGGCAUCCAGCAGAAGCACCUCCUGCUUAUACUCCUCAGGCUGCUGAGGGUCACUACACUGUAUCCUAUGGGACAGAAUCUGGGGAAUUUUCAUCAGUUGGAGAAGACUUUUAUAGGAAUCAUUCUCAGCCACCUCCUCUUGAGACCUUAGGGCUAGAUGCAGAUGAGUUGAUUUUGAUACCAAAUGGAGUACAGAUUUUUUUUGUAAAUCCUGCAGGGGAGGUUAGUGCACCUUCAUAUCCUGGGUACCUUCGAAUUGUGAGGUUCUUGGAUAAUUCUCUUGAUACAGUUCUAAAUCGUCCUCCUGGGUUUCUUCAGGUUUGUGACUGGUUGUAUCCUCUAGUUCCUGAUAGAUCUCCAGUUCUUAAAUGUACUGUGGGAGCCUACAUGUUUCCUGAUACGAUGUUACAAGCAUCAGGAUGCUUUGUCGGGGUGGUCCUGUCUUCUGAAUUACCGGAAGAUGAUAGAGAACUCUUCGAGGAUCUGUUAAGACAAAUGUCUGACCUUCGGCUUCAGGCCAACUGGAUCCGGGCAGAAGGAGAAAAUGAAUUCCAAAUCCCUGGAAGAGCAAGAUGUCCCUCUGACCAAUUGAAGGAAGCCAGUGGCAGUGGUACUUCAUUGGACCAAGGCAAUAAGGAUGUGCGUCCUAAAGGAAAACGGGGGAAAAAGGCUAAAGAUACUUCAAGUGAAGAAGUUAAUUUGAGUCACAUUGUACCCUAUGAGCCAGUUUCAGAAGAAAAAACAAAGGAAUUACCUGAAUGGAGUGAGAAAGUGGCUCAAAACAUUUUGUCAGGUGCUUCCUGGGUGAGUUGGGGUUUAGUCAAAGGUGCUGAAUUUACUGGCAAAGCAAUCCAGAAAGGCGCUUCUAAACUUCGAGAACGGAUUCAACCAGAAGAAAAACCAGUGGAAGUUAGUCCAGCUGUGACCAGGGGACUGCAUAUAGCAAAGCAGGCUACUGGAGGAGCAGUGAAAGUCAGUCAGUUCCUAGUUGAUGGAGUUUGCACUGUAGCAAAUUGUGUUGGAAAGGAACUAGCUCCACAUGUCAAGAAGCAUGGAAGCAAACUUGUUCCAGAAUCUCUUAAAAAAGACAGAAACGGAAAGUCUACCCUGGAUGGUGCUAUGGUCGUAGCAGCAAGUAGUGUUCAAGGAUUUUCAACUGUCUGGCAGGGAUUGGAAUGUGCAGCUAAAUGCAUUGUUAACAAUGUUUCAGCAGAAACUGUACAGACUGUCAGAUACAAAUAUGGGCACACUGCGGGGGAAGCUACACACGAUGCAGUAGAUUCUGCCAUCAAUGUUGGUGUAACCGCCUAUAAUAUCGACAACAUUGGUAUCAAAGCAAUGGUGAAGAAAACUGCAAAACAAACAGGACACACACUCCUUGAGGACUAUAAAAUAAUUGAUAGUUCCAAGGGGAAAAAUCAAGAAGAAAGGGCAAAGGUAAAUAUGAAAGAGGAGAAGGAUGAGCAGGCAGAGGAACUAAAGAAGAAUGAGGCAAAGAAGAAAGAUAAAUGAUGGAAGUGCUGUAAAUCACCUAUACCAAAGCCUUACAAAAUGGAUGCAGGUUUGCUAAAUAGGGAAAUGUGGAAUUCGCAACAGAUAAACCAGUAUUUUAAAAAUGUGUUCAUUCCUACAACAUGACUGUUUCAUAAGCUUUAUGGCAUAUAUCUACUUACAAGGAGAAGAAUCAGUAUUCUUGCAUCUGACCUUUAGAAAUACACAGUUAUAUUCUCAGUAAGUUUAUUUUUUUCAAAAUGUGGCUAAAAUAUUUUUGCAAUUAAAAUAAGACUAAUAAUACAUGUGCUAUAAACUUCAUUAAACCUAAUGUUAAACUAUUUUUGUAUUUGUUGUCUUUGAGAAAGCAAAGUAGGAAAUUAUUGUAUAUUUACAUAAAAUUUGGCAUUUAGUAACCUUAGUUCUAUUUUUUCUGGGAAGGAAUGACUUAAAAUACUAUCUCUUCUUUUUGCACUAAUUGUGGAUUUUUUUUUAGGUGCUUGUCAGAAUUUUCAGUGUGUAAGCUAAAAAAAAAAUGUAAUCCUAAACUGAAAGAAUUCUCAGAUAACAUUUAAAAGACUUUCAAAACAGGGGAAUAGACUAAUCAUGAAAAAUUAAGCACGGUUCUAUAAAAUUAUUUGGUAGCUUACCUCUUUGUUAGGAAAUGGGAUGGCGCUUUUUAUUUUAAAUGAAUACAAAUAGAUUUUUAAGUCUUCUGGAUUUAGACUGGUAUUUGAUCUCUUAAGAGGCUAGGAAAUUUGGGGAUAUGACUGAUAUUGUAUUAAAAUUUGAAGUGAUUAUUAUCAGCUUAAUUGGACAAAAAAGUACUUUAAGAAAUCGUUUUACCAGAUCUGCUUCUGUAAGUCUUUACAAAAGACUAAAAUUUUGUAAAAACUAAACUAUAAAUGGAAUUCAGCUUAUGGAUAGGAAAUAUAUUUUUAUUUUGAGAUUCACUCAUUGGAAUUUUUUAUAUGAAAAAGCCAAUGAAGUAAGUUAUUAAAAAGAAAAGUUUCUAUUCAUAAUCAAAUUAAAGAAUGUGAAGACUUUAGGCUUAAUCCAUGGUGAGUGGGCAUAACAGUUUCCACUUAGGCAGAAGACAGGACAUUUACAGACCUAUAAGCUACAAAUGGCAUUUUAUUUUUGUUUAAUGGUUUUAAAAUAUUGGUUUUCAUAGCUAUUGUCCAUUCUAAUAUUUCUGAACUUCUAUUGGCUACUUAGUUUAUUGGACUUUAUUUCAAACUGUCUAAAAGAGUGUACUUUGUGAAUAAACUGUCUCGGAAUUACUUGGCCUCAGAUGUAUUCACAGGCUUGUACUUUGGGAACACACAGAAUUGAUGGAACCUUCCCAUAAGGCCUAGGAUAAUGUACUGGUUGUUAAAAUGGAAAUAAAAUUGAAUUGGUAAAGAG
Messenger RNA from Equus caballus (horse), 4254 nucleotides. Lineage: Eukaryota; Metazoa; Chordata; Mammalia; Perissodactyla; Equidae. The record is from RefSeq and is a predicted model, not a curated record.